GCGGCGGAAGCAGCGAGAGCAGUGUGAGCUGAUGUGAUUCGGCAGUUCGCAGGUCGCUCAGCUGAUGAAGGUAAAGCUGCUGCCGCUGCUGCACUGUGUCUAUCAGCUACUACAACACUGCAACAAAUAGUGAAUGGUAGUGUCUAGAAAGGGUAUGUCCCUUCAGGAGAGAGGUGCCAAUGUCCAACCGGCCUAAUUCCAAUCCAGGGGGGUCACUGCGCCGUUCACAGAGGAACACAGCCGCGGCCCAGCCACUAGACCACACGAUCGCAGGAAGAUUGCAGCCAGAGCAAGUUAACCAAAAAGCAAAUUUCCCACCUGAAAGUAGAAGAUCUAAUUCUAAGGCUUCCAAAGCCCCACCCAGCUCAGCUGCUGGCUCUGCCCGUGGCCACACCGCUCGAAGAAACAGUCUCUCUCUAUCCGUCACUUCACACUCGAUUCCAGAUCCUGACUUAGAAGCAGCAGGGACUUCAGGCCAGCAAGGGAAACGGGAGGGCAGCAGCACCCGCGCUCUCAAACGCAGCUCCGGCUCAGAGCCCCACAUCACCUAUUUACCCACCCCGGCCAAACGGCCCAAAGCGCUGUCCAACCAGCCCUCCGUUAGCGCAGCCAGUGUUCCUUCGGCCCCCACAGCCUCACCUGAACUUUCAGAGCCAAAGAAGGCUCCAGCAUCAGUCAGCACUAAAUCCAAAAAGAGAAGGUUAGCGGCCGAGCCGGCUCCUGCCAUAUCCGGCAGAGCCCUGAGCAAGAAGAGCGCCUCGCAACCUGGCCCCAGUGGGGCCCCCAGCACCCCUUCGCAAAAGCGCAAGAAGGCAGACUCUUUGUCAUCGUCGUCCUCCUCCCUCCCCAGCUCAAGCAGUGCGGCAGGCCCCCUGCCACCCCGCAGCGAGGCCAACCGGGCAGCCAAACCCACCAAACUGGCGUCCAAAUCGGCCGCCUCAGCCAAAGCUGGGUGUAGCACCGUCACUGACUCCUCCUCUUCUUCUGCCUCUUCCUCGUCGUCCUCUUCAUCCUCCUCCUCCGCCGUCACAGGCACCAACAGCUGUGCCCCUCAGGGUGCCCGCCUAAAGCAGGGUAAGGACCAGAGCAAAGCGCGACGCUCGCGCUCUGCAUCCUCCCCGUCCCCCCGCAGGAGCAGCCGAGAUAAAGAGCAGAGCAAGGCUGCUGGCUCCUCUAAGUUUGACUGGACGUCCCGCUUUAAUUCCAAAGUCAACCUGCCAAAGCCCAAACUGUCCCUACCGGGAUCAGCCAAGGCCGAGACCUCCUCCAAGCCUGGGCCUUCCGGACUGCAGGCCAAACUAGCAAGUUUGAGAAAGUCCACUAAGAAGCGUAGUGAGUCUCCCCCAGCAGAGCUCCCCAGCUUUCGGAGGAGCACACGACAGAAGACCACGGGCUCCUGCGCCAGCACCAGUCGGCGAGGCUCAGGCCUGGGCAAGCGCGGGGCAGCCGAAGCUCGCCGACAGGAAAAAAUGGCUGACUCCGACAACAACCAAGACGGGGCCAAUUCAUCGGCCGCGCGCACAGAGGACACGCCACAAGGAGCGUCUGCGUCUAGUUCAGUGGCUGGAGCAGUGGGCAUGACCACCUCUGGAGAGAGCGAAUCAGAUGACUCUGAAAUGGGAAGGCUGCAAGCUCUGCUGGAGGCCAGGGGUCUUCCUCCACACCUGUUUGGACCUUUUGGGCCCCGAAUGUCUCAACUGUUUCACAGGACCAUAGGGAGCGGAGCUAGCUCAAAGGCUCAGCAGCUGCUACAGGGCCUGCAGGCUACAGGAGACGAAUCCCAGCAGCUCCAAGCUGCCAUAGAGAUGUGUCAGCUGCUUGUGAUGGGUAAUGAGGAGACGCUGGGAGGUUUCCCCGUAAAGAGCGUCGUACCUGCCCUGAUCACACUAUUACAGAUGGAGCACAAUUUUGAUAUUAUGAAUCAUGCAUCUCGAGCCCUCACCUACAUGAUGGAGGCUCUGCCACGUUCCUCGGCUGUGGUCGUGGACGCCAUCCCCGUCUUCCUGGAAAAGCUUCAGGUCAUCCAGUUUAUAGAUGUUGCAGAACAAGCCCUGACCGCCCUGGAGAUGUUGUCGAGGAGGCACAGUAAAGCAAUCCUGCAGGCUGGAGGGCUAGCUGAUUGUUUGCUGUACUUAGAGUUCUUCAGCAUCAACGCUCAGAGGAAUGCACUAGCCAUCGCCGCUAACUGCUGUCAGAGCAUCACAGCGGAUGAGUUUCACUUUGUGGCUGACUCUCUGCCCCUGCUCACUCAGAGACUCACACACCAGGAUAAAAAAUCGGUGGAAAGCACAUGUCUCUGUUUUGCCAGGCUGGUGGACAACUUUCAGCACGAGGAGAACCUGUUACAGCAGGUGGCUUCCCGGGAUCUACUGACCAACAUUCAGCAGCUGCUGGUGUUGACUCCACCUGUGCUCAGCUCCGGCAUGUUCAUUAUGGUGGUGCGCAUGUUCUCCCUCAUGUGCUCCAACUGUCCGUGUCUGGCCGUACAGCUCAUGAAGCAGAAUAUAGCAGAGACGCUGCGGUUCCUGCUCUGUGGAGCAUCUAAUGGAAGCUGUCAAGAGCAGAUUGACCUUGUGCCCAGAAGCCCUCAGGAGCUUUAUGAACUCACCUCACUCAUCUGUGAGCUGAUGCCAUGUCUGCCCAGAGAGGGCAUCUUUGCGGUGGAUGUCAUGCUGAAGAAGGGCAGCGCCCAGACCACAGAGGGUGCCAUCUGGCAGUGGAGAGACGACCGAGGUCUGUGGCACCCGUACAACCGCAUUGACAGCCGCAUUAUUGAGACUGCUCACCAGAAUGGAGAAGAUGAGAUAAGUCUGUCCACUCUCGGUCGAGUCUACACCAUUGACUUCAAUUCUAUGCAGCAGAUUAAUGAAGACACUGGCACCGCCCGAGCCAUUCAGAGAAAACCCAACCCUUUGGCCAACCCUAACACAGGAGGUCACUUAGAGGUGCGGAGAGAAGACGCUCGUGCUCAGCUGUUGAAAGAGGAUCCUGAGCUUGCUAAGUGUUUUAUAAAGACUCUGUUUGGGGUUCUUUAUGAGGUGUACAGCUCCUCGGCCGGGCCCGCUGUCAGACACAAGUGCCUUAGAGCCAUCCUCCGGAUCAUCUACUUCGCAGAUGCAGAGCUGCUUAAAGACGUCCUGCGCAACCACUCUGUGUCCAGUCAUAUUGCUUCCAUGCUGUCCAGUCAGGAUCUGAAGAUUGUAGUGGGUUCUCUGCAGAUGGCUGAGAUCCUAAUGCAGAAGCUCCCAGAUGUGUUCAGUGUUUACUUCAGAAGAGAAGGUGUGAUGCACCAGGUAAAGAAUCUGGCCGAGUCUGAAGCGUUCCUCACCAGCCCUCCUAAAGCAUGCACCAGUGGCACAGCUAAUCUCUGCACCACCACCAUCACCACAGCAACCACUACAGCUGCCACCAACGUCACACCCGACCUGGGUUCCCCGAGCUUUCAGCACAGCAUGGACGACUCUCUAGACCUUAGCCCACAGGGUAGGUUGAGUGAUGUUCUGAAGAGAAAACGCCUCCCGAAAAGAGGACCAAGACGUCCCAAGUAUUCCCCACCCAGAGACGAUGACAAAGUGGAUAAUCAGGCUAAGAGCCCGACCACCACACAGUCUCCCAAGUCCUCUUUCCUGGCCAGUCUGAAUCCAAAGACCUGGGGUAAGCUGGGGACCCAGACAAACAGCGCUAACUCUGAACCCUCACGCACGGCAGGAGUCAGCGGCCUGGCACGUGUGCCGCCAAAAGACUCUGUGUCCAAUAACAGAGAUAAGAUAAAGGCCUGGAUAAAGGAGCAAGCCAGUAAGUUUGUGGAGCGUUACUUUAACUCUGAGAGUGUGGAUGGAAGUAACCCAGCACUGAACGUCCUGCAGAGACUCUGUACUGCUACAGAACAGCUCAGCCUGCAGGUCGACAGUGGCGCAGAGUGCCUAGAGGAGAUCAGCAAUAUUGUGUCUGAAUCAGACGUGUCGUCCUUCGAGAUCCAGCACAGCGGUCUGGUGAAGCAGCUGUUGUUGUAUCUGACAUCAAACAGCGAGCGGGACACUAUCAGCAGAGACGAUAGGAUCAAGAGGUUCCUGCAUGUGUUCUUCGGCUGUCCAAUACCAGGACAAGAACCUCUUGGGCGUUUGGACCUGACGGAGAACGGCCCGCUGCUGUCACUGGUGCACAAGAUGAAUAACUGUCUCAGUCAGAUGGAGCAGUUCCCUGUUAAAGUGCACGACUUUCCCAGUGGAAAUGGCAACGGCAGCAGGGGUUCACAAGCACUUAAGUUUUUCAACACCCAUCAGCUGAAGUGUCAGCUGCAGAGACAUCCAGACUGCACUAAUGUCAAACAGUGGAAGGGAGGACCGGUCAAAAUCGACCCCUUGGCUUUGGUACAGGCCAUCGAGAGAUACCUUGUUGUUAGAGGGUAUGGAAGGAUAAGAGAGGAAGAUGAAGAUAGUGAUGAUGAUGGUUCAGAUGAUGAGAUCGACGAGUCUUUGGCUGCCCAGUUCCUGAACUCUGGGAGCGUACGUCACAGGCUGCAGUUCUACAUAGGCGAGCACCUGCUGCCGUACAACAUGACUGUGUAUCAGGCCGUCAGGCAGUUCAGUCUACAGGCAGAGGAGGAGAGAGAGAGCACAGAUGAUGAAGCAAAUCCUCUGGGACGGGCCGGCAUAUGGACCAAAACACACACUAUAUGGUAUAAGCCGGUCAGAGAGGAUGAAGAGGGCUGUAAAGACGCCGUUGGAGGGAAGAGAGGGCGCGCACAGACGGCGCCUACUAAAACCUCCCCUCGAAAUGCCAAGAAACAGGAUGAACUGUGGCACGGUAGGAAGAACACACUUAUAAAGUCGAUCAACUCUUUACAUCCAGUAUUCAAAGUGAACUUGAUCAGAAUCGCUAUUGAUUCAGACAACCCUGUGGAUGUGUGUUUUUUGCUGUUUGUAGAGGGUGUGUGUCCCAGCGUGACAAACCCAUUAGAGUCAUACCUCAUUUCCGAUCCUCCAGAGGGCAUCACUUUUGAUGAUCCCUCUAUGGAGGUGAUACUGCUGCUGAGGGUCCUGCACUCCAUCAGUAGAUACUGGUUUUACCUGUACGAUAAUGCUGCAUGUAAGGAGAUCAUUCCCAUCAGUGAGUUUAUUAACAGUAAACUGACAGCAAAGGCCAACAGACAGUUACAGGACCCGCUGGUCAUCAUGACUGGAAACAUCCCCACCUGGCUCACCGAGCUCGGCAAAACCUGCCCGUUUUUCUUUCCCUUCGACACGCGGCAGAUGCUCUUCUACGUAACGGCAUUUGACCGGGACCGCGCCAUGCAACGCUUGCUCGACACCAACCCUGAGAUCAACCAGUCUGACUCGCAGGACAGCCGCGUCGCUCCGCGCCUUGACAGGAAGAAGAGAACGAUAAACCGCGAUGAGCUCCUGAAGCAGGCAGAGUCUGUAAUGCAGGACCUUGGGAGCUCCAGAGCCAUGCUGGAGAUACAGUAUGAGAAUGAGGUGGGAACAGGUCUCGGCCCAACGCAAGAGUUCUACGCACUGGUGUCUCAGGAGUUGCAAAGGGCUGAUUUGGGACUAUGGAGAGGAGAGGAAGUGGCUCUCACCAACCCUAAAGGGAGUCAUGAGGGAACAAAGUAUAUGUUCAGCUCCAGGGGUUUGUUCGCUGUACCUUUCGGACGAACUACCAAACCAGCUCACAUCGCCAAGAUCAAAAUGAAGUUCCGUUUUCUAGGCAAGCUCAUGGCUAAAGCCAUCAUGGACUUCAGAUUGUUGGAUUUGCCUCUAGGUUUGCCCUUCUAUAAGUGGAUGUUGAGGCACGAGUCGUCAAUCAGCUCUCAUGACUUGGUCAACAUUGAUCCCGGUGUGGCCAAAUCCAUCCAGCAUCUGGAGGACAUCAUCCGCCAGAAGAAGAGAAUAGAGCAGGACAGAUCACAUACGCGGGAGACUCUACAGCAGGCCUUGGAGAGUCUCAACAUGAACGGCUGCUCAGUGGAGGAUCUCGGGCUAGACUUCACUCUGCCCGGAUUCCCCAACAUCGAACUGAAGAAGGGAGGCAAAGAUGUGCCAGUCACCAUUCACAACCUGGAGGAAUAUCUCCGAUUGGUGGUGUACUGGACCCUCAAUGAGGGCGUGUCACGGCAGUUCGAGUCUUUUAGGGAAGGAUUCGAGUCCGUGUUCCCUCUUCAUCACCUGCAGUACUUUUAUCCCGAAGAGCUGGAUCAGUUAUUGUGUGGCAGUAAGUCAGAGUCUUGGGAUGUAAAGACGCUGAUGGAGUGCUGCAGACCGGACCACGGCUACACGCACGACAGCCGUGCGGUGAGGUUCCUGUUUGAGGUGCUAAGCAGUUUCGAUGCGGAGCAGCAGAGACUGUUCCUGCAGUUCGUCACAGGGAGCCCCAGACUUCCCGUUGGAGGAUUCCGGAGUUUAAACCCUCCUCUCACCAUUGUUCGGAAGACGUUCGAGUCGACGGAGAACCCGGACGACUUCCUUCCUUCCGUCAUGACGUGCGUGAACUACCUGAAGCUGCCGGAUUACUCCAGCAUCGAGAUCAUGCGCGAGAAACUGUUGAUCGCCGCCCGUGAGGGCCAGCAGUCUUUCCACCUGUCCUGAUCUCACUUCCCAAACCCUCUAACUCAGAAAUGGCCUUCAAUCGACUCACUGCAGAACCACAGAAAUCCUGACUUCUUCCUUAGACUUCCUCCUCUUUCAUUUCCACCCAUCACCCCCCCCCCGCCGUUUUUUUUGUUUCGAACACUCACAUCGAGGCAAAAUAUGUACAGCCUACUUGUUUAAAGAAAAGCAGCUUGCAGAAACCUAAACCAUAGAGCGUAAGAGACUUCCUUUUCACUCCCAAGCCGGAGGAAAGGGUAUUAUGCGACUCAUCGGAUUUAAAAAAGAAAAAACACUUUUUUGUAAGAAACAUUAAGAAAACACUCGAGAGCAGAUUAUUAAAAUAUAUCAAUAGUUGAGAGAUGUCCGCAAAGAGGGGAAAUAACCUGGGUGAUGUUUUAAACUCAUUGACGUGUGGAGAAAAAAGGGAUGUUUUCUUUCUCUCCUGCUGGAUGACAUCUUCACUGUGUGUUCCUGUUGGGGAGGGGGCAUCCAUUGAGCAGGCAAGGGUUCCUAUAGCUCCAAAGAUCAUUUGUACAGACAAAAAUUUGCAGAUUUUGCUUAUUUGACAUUUGAUAGAAUAGAUGUGUGCUCUCCUGCCCAGUUUGCCCCCGUUUUCUGUAUUAUACCCCACCGAGUCUCUGCAUUUUGGUUCCACUUCAUUUAAUUUCUCUUUCCUCUUGUGUGUCGUUUUUCUUUAUUUGAGAGAAUUUUUUGAACGCGUAAGAGAGUUCCAGUUGGUUGAAUGCGGGUAGCGUUGUAAGCGUAGUAUCUUUAUUAUAAUAUUAUUAUAAUUAUUGUUUUGUUUUUAACCCAAGUUGAAAUAGUUUUCUGGCCAAUAUUUCACAUCGAGUGUCUGCUCUGUUGAAGAGAUAUCCAUUGUGUAGGGUUCUAGUAGUGCUUCUGCUGGACUUCUGGGGGACUUGAGGUCUUAUUGACGGGCCUGCUGAAGUUGCUUGGCUGACGAAGCCGGGCUCAAAUCCCAUUAUGUAGCCAAGCACAAGAAAUUCAUUUAAAAGGAUUGUCUGGUCUUAUUUUAUGGUUUCACGGCCAGAUAGCAUUUCAAAAAAGAAGAAAAAAAAUCAUUAAAUGAUAUAGAGUUUAUAUGCAGUUUUCACACCCGGUUUGAGGUGGCUGCCUUUUUUUUUAAUUUUCUAUUGUUUCUGUUUUUCCUCUUGCUGUAGUUUAUUUUUGCACUGCUGGCUUGGAACAAACCGUGGUGUGCACUGCAGUCUGUGGCCAGGAGGAGGCGCCAGUGUUUGCUCUCCUGUCCUCAUCGUUCAUGUGCUGGUUUCUAAGAUCUGCAAUAAUUUACUUCAUCAGGUUCAUGUUUUUACCUGAACAUAAAUAAAGUAAUUGUUUGACUCA
This is a messenger RNA of Triplophysa dalaica, 7955 nucleotides long. RefSeq names its product thyroid hormone receptor interactor 12 (gene trip12). Bases 180 to 6587 code for a protein of 2135 amino acids. Gene Ontology annotation, biological process: regulation of double-strand break repair; DNA damage response; protein polyubiquitination. Lineage: Eukaryota; Metazoa; Chordata; Actinopteri; Cypriniformes; Nemacheilidae. The transcript is spliced from 41 exons. Gene Ontology annotation, cellular component: nuclear speck. The record is from RefSeq and is a predicted model, not a curated record. Gene Ontology annotation, molecular function: zinc ion binding; ubiquitin protein ligase activity.